This is a messenger RNA of Cyclopterus lumpus (lumpfish), 3060 nucleotides long. RefSeq names its product BCAS3 microtubule associated cell migration factor (gene bcas3). Gene Ontology annotation, biological process: response to starvation; autophagy. Bases 208 to 3045 code for a protein of 945 amino acids. The transcript is spliced from 25 exons. Lineage: Eukaryota; Metazoa; Chordata; Actinopteri; Perciformes; Cyclopteridae. Gene Ontology annotation, molecular function: protein binding. Gene Ontology annotation, cellular component: cytoplasm. The record is from RefSeq and is a predicted model, not a curated record.
CCAGACUGUGUGUGUUUUGACGUUGUUGUGACGAGCUCCUCGGACCACCACACGAGUCCACAGGCGAGGACCAGGUCCACGUUCUCCAGCUCGGUGCGUAACUGCAGCCGCUUGGCACCAGUGAGCCACUGACACGUGACAGACGCUUCUCUUGCUCCGGCGGCGUCGUUGUUAUCACCACACGGAUAACAAAAGACGGAAGACAAAAUGGCAUCGGACUCUCCACGCAGGCCGAGUCGCUGUGCUGGAGGCGUUCUGGUGCGAGCACAAGCUGCUACGGAGCAGUCCUACAUGGAAAGUGUGGUGACCUUCCUGCAGGAUGUGGUCCCCCAGGCAUACACCGGAGCUCCGCCCACUGAUGAGAAAGAGAAAAUCAUUUGGGUUCGAUUUGAGAAAGCUGACAUCAAUGACACUUCCCGCAAUCCAGAGUUCAUGGAGAUGCACAGCGGCACCACGGACCCCCCUCUUUGCCUCAUGGUCGGCUACACUGACGGGAUGCAGAUCUGGAGCGUAUCUUUGGCAGGUGAAGCCCAAGAGCUGUUCUCCGUGCGCCAUGGUCCUGUGCGAGCUGCCCACAUUCUGCCAGCUCCUCAUAUCAGUCCUCUGAAGACGGACAGUUUUUCUGACAAGAGGCCUCUGUUGGGGGUGUGCAAGAGUACAGGGUCUUCUGGGACAAGCCCUCCCUACUGUUGCGUUGACCUGUAUUCUCUCCGGACAGGGGAGAUGGUCAAAUCAAUUCAGUUCAAGACGCCCAUCUACGAUCUCCACUGCAACAAACAUAUUCUUGUUGUGAGCCUUCAAGAGAAGAUUGCAGCGUUUGACAGCUGCACCUUCACCAAGAAGUUCUUUGUCACAAGCUGCUAUCCCUGCCCCGGCCCGAGCCUAAAUCCAAUAGCUCUGGGAAGCCGCUGGCUGGCCUACGCCGAGAACAAGUUGAUCAGAUGCCACCAGUCUCGCGGAGGAGCUUGUGGUGACAACGCACAAUCCUACACAGCGACAGUGAUCAACGCUGCCAAAACCUUAAAGACAGGCCUGACGAUGGUAGGUAAAGUUGUCACCCAGUUGGCCGGCACACUACCAGCAGGCACUCCGGAUGAGGAGGGCACGCCUCACAGUGUGAGUCGCCGCAGCCCCCACUCCCCCGGCGUGGUGACCAUCAUUGACACACACAGUGUUGGCGAAGGACAGGUCUUGGUGAGUGAGGACUCGGUUGGAGAAGGAGUGGUGGCUCACUUCCCAGCUCAUGACAAACCCAUAUCCUGUAUGCAAUUCAACCCCAGUGGAAUGCUGCUGGUGACUGCCGACACCCAGGGCCACGAUUUUCACGUCUUCCAGAUUCUCACCCACCCAUGGGCGUCCUCGCAGAGCGCCGUCCACCAUCUCUACACCCUGCAUCGAGGGGAGACUGAGGCCAAGGUCCAGGACAUGUGCUUCAGCCAGGACAGCCGCUGGGUAGCCGUCAGCACCCUCCGCGGCACCACCCAUGUGUUCCCCCUCAACCCCUACGGCGGCGCGCCCUGUGCCCGCACGCACAUGUCACCGCGCGUGGUCAACCGGAUGUCCCGCUUCCAAAAGAGCGCUGGUCUGGAGGAGAUCGAGCAGGAGCUGAACCGGGUGGCUACGUUAGGAGGAGGAGCGGGAGGAGGAGGCUGCAUCCUGGGUGGAGGAGGCGGCAUCGGGGGCCGUUGUAGCCCCAUACCCGGCCUGUCCAGCAGCCCUUCGGGGUCUCCAAUGCACGCCAAGCUGAGCAGCCAGGAUUCAUACAACAACUUCACCAACAACAACAUGGGGAACCCGCGGCUGUCCCCGCUGCCCAGCCUCACUGUGCUGCUGCCGCUGGCUCAGAUCAAGCAGCCCAUGACCUUGGGCACCAUCACCAAGCGCUCCGGACCCUACCUCUUUGGGGCGGGAUGUUUUGCCAUUAAAACUCCAUGCAAAGCUAAGCCGCCGCCUCAGAUCUCCCCAAGCAAGUCCAGUGGAGGAGAGUUCUGUGUAGCCGCCAUCUUUGCCUCGUCUCGGUCCUGGUUCAUCACCAACCCCACCAUGAAAAGAGAGAAAGAUCAGGCCAGGCAGUCGGUGGUCGAAUCGCUCUACAUCCUCAGUUGCUAUGGUAACUUGGUGGAGCAUGUCCUGGAGCCACGUCCAAUUAGCACCGCUCAAAAGAUUAGUGAUGACACACCUUUGGAGCUCAGCACCUGUCCAAGGGCCUGCUGGACUCUAGCCAGAACUCCCCAAUGGAAUGAGCUGCAGCCGCCCUUCAACGCCAACCACCCCCUGGUGUUGGCCUCCGACCUGGUGCAGUACUACCAGUAUCUUCUGGCUGCGAUGCCCCCAGGAAGUCCAGGCCCCAUCACCCGCCACGAGUCGUCAGACAGCCUGGCGUCGGACCACAGCGGUCAGGAGGAUGAGGAGUGGCUCUCUCAGGUGGAAAUUGUGACCCAUACAGGGCCUCAUCGGCGGCUGUGGAUGGGCCCCCAGUUCCAGUUUAAGACCCUUCACCCUUCAGGCCAGACCACAGUCAUCUCCUCCUCAUCAUCAGUCCUUCAAUCCCAGGGCCCCACUGAUGUCCAACAGCCUCUGUUGGACUUUGACACAGACGACCUUGACCUACACAGCCUGAGGAUCCAGCCGGUACGUUCAGAGCCGGUCAGCAUGCCCGGCUCAUCGCGGCUGGUGGCUGAUCGCAGAGGGCAGUCCAACAUCAUGGACACAGGAACAGGUCCUUUCGAUGGACGUGGGGUGACCUUGCUGGAAGUGUGUGGUAGCUGGCCGGAGAGCUUCGGCAUACCGCGGCACAACGUGGGCUCAGCGGACCCCAGUGACGAAGGCCUGCGAGAGAGACUGGCCGAUGCCAUGUCUGAGUCGCCCUCCAGGGACAUCGUGGGAUCCGCUACAGAGCUGCAGAGGGAGGGCAGCAUCGAGACCCUCAGUAACAGCUCGGGCUCCACCAGCGGCAGCAUCCCACGCAACUUCGAGGGCUACCGCUCCCCCCUGCCCACCAACGAGGGCCAGCCGCUCAGCCUCUUCCCGACCAACUUCCCCUAGACUCCCAGGAAGGAC